Pocillopora verrucosa is the source of this 1169-nucleotide messenger RNA. RefSeq lists its product as uncharacterized. The record is from RefSeq and is a predicted model, not a curated record. NCBI's taxonomy places the organism in Eukaryota, Metazoa, Cnidaria, Anthozoa, Scleractinia, Pocilloporidae.
GCCGGAGAUCAUUCUUCGCUACAGCUCCUGCACUUAGCUUCGCAACUGUAAAACAUCUACGGAUUUGUAAAAGAACUCAUUGUUCUCAUGGAGACCAAAGAGGGUGUGGAAAAUUUAAAUCAAAUACACGCGAGACUCUUUAACCACAGCGACAGAGAAUGGUGCACUGCAAAUCAUCAGCUUUUAAAUUGCAACGACACAGGACUGAUUCGUGGUCACUAUAUGUGGGUGAAUGACAGAUCUGUUUUAUCAAAUGCAACCAAGGAGAACCAAGAAAGUCAUUUUAAGACCCACACUCUCCUGGAGCUUUACGAAGACAAGAGAAGACCUCGUCAAGUUGUCAUGUUAGAGCAUAAAAGUGGUUAUGUUCUAGCCAUAAACCAGGAUGAUGACACUGUCAUUGCUAAGGAACCCCCUAAACCUCCAAGCGAAUACAAAAUCCUUGAUGAAGUUAAAGAAGACAGUCCUGAGAUAUUGUUUUACAAGACGGCUAGAGUACCUGGAAGUGAGCUGUAUUACUUCACGUCCUUCCUCAAAGACAAGCAGCGCAUCAUCGGCUUUGAUCCGGAAGGAAAACAAAUCAACACCACCGAAGUACAACCGGAUAAGCGGGAAAGUUGGUUUUCUAUAGUGUAAAGUCUCUUUCAAUUACAAGAUUGAAAUUGCAGUUUACGGUAGAAGAGAUAUUUUCUAAACAGUAAAUUCUGGUAAGGAAAUUGUCACUUAGGUUAAGCUAAUGAAGUCAUAUGCAGUAUCAGUUUGAUAACAAAGUUUAUGAAGUUUGGAAAAAUGUUUUCAUAGAAUAGGGAUUAAAUCCACAGAAAGUAUUGCAAAAUUUAUUUUCAUAACGAGUAUCACUUUCAUGCCCAAGUAAUCUCAAAACGAUUUAUUAGAGAUGAAUUUUUAAGAAAAGUACGGCGUUUAAGCUAAUAGUGAAUUUAGAUUCAUAAUGAAUUUAAUACAUGUCAUAUCCUCUUAAAGGUUUCAUAAUAUUUCACUAGCAUUUCUAGGAGAUAUUUCAUUUUUCUACUGUUUUUCCCAAAAGGUAAAAGGUAACGAGACAAUUUUAAAAAUAUAAAAAACCUCCCAUAAGUUUAAGACCUGCGUGCAGCAAAAUGGUUGUGAACAUGUUGCUAACAAUUUUGAAUAAAUAUUUCUUUGAAAAUUAA